AUGAAAAGAUGUUCCCCUGUCCUCAACACUGCUAAUGGGGUAGCUGUCGGUGAAGAAACUCUUCCAAUUUGGAAGGAACACUUCAAGACCUUGCUGAACCGGCUAGCACCGUCAGCUCCUGAACUCGAACACGUUCAUAGACCAACAUAUGCGGUUAACGAGGAGCCACCGAUCGAGUCGGAGGUCCUGGUCUGUAUUCAGAAAAUGAAGAAUGGAAAAUCUGAUGGAGACGACGGGAUUAGCGCAGAAAUGCUAAAAUAUCUUCCUCCGUCUGGGAUUUGUGAGAUGACAAAGAUCAUCCGUUCAAUAUGGAUAGACGAAAGGAUGCCUGAUUCGUGGAGAGACGCUAUCAUAAUUCCCCUCCACAAGAAGUUCCGUCACGGACCCAAGGAAUUAUCGAGGAAUCUCAUUGCUGCGUGUUAUGUACAAAGUACUGGAGCGCAUUAUCCUGGACCGACUCAUUAA
This is a messenger RNA of Necator americanus (New World hookworm), 465 nucleotides long. RefSeq lists its product as uncharacterized. Lineage: Eukaryota; Metazoa; Nematoda; Chromadorea; Rhabditida; Ancylostomatidae. The transcript has a single exon. The record is from RefSeq and is a predicted model, not a curated record. The coding region runs from base 1 to 465 and encodes 154 amino acids.